AUGGGAGCGCCGGGGCAGGUUCCUCGAGGAUCGGGGGGGACGGGGAGAGGCGCGCAUCCGCCUGCGCCAGGGGGGAGAGGGGAGGCGUUAGCGCAGGGGAAAGUCGGGGGCGAUCUGGACGGGCGCGGAAGAGGGAGAGGCGCGGGCGGAGGGGUUAGCGGCCCAGGGGAAGGUCCGAGGGGGAACAGCGGAGUGGCGGGGGGAAGCAGAAGCUUAAGCGGAGGAGGUCAGGAAACGGAAGGCAAGGGAUCGAAUUUAGACAGUAUUGACCCUCGUUUUAAGCCUAAGUUUAUAAAAUCCGGCGGACGGGUGUGGGAGAUGUUUUCAGGACCGUCCGUUAAUAUAUUACGCAGAGAGGACGACGCGGAUUUGCCGCCCGAGGACCUAGCGGCUAUGGUCGCCGCUCCUGUCGCAAAGCCUUCGCGCCAUCGGCGCACCAAGUCCGCCUUCCCCGCGGACUCCGCGCAGUUCCUGCAGGAAACGGACUUCCGCGGAGGGGAUGAGGGGAACAGAUCGGGGGAGGGGGCGGACGGGGAAGGCGGAGGCGGAACUGGAUUCGGAGGCGGGGAUGGCGGAACAGGAGCGUGGGGAGCGGGCGGGGGAGGUGGGGGCGGGAAAGCGGGCGGGAUUGGGGCUGGGGGAGCUGUUGGGGGAAGGGGGAGCGGUCCUGCGGGCGCGCAGAGAAUGUUAUCGUCUGCAGGGGGGGUUAGGCGCGCCUCCCUUGACGGCGGCGGAAGGGGCGCUACCCUUGAAGGGGGGGGAAGGCGCGCGUCCCUUGAUGGGGGUAGGAUCCUUGCGCCAAUUCCCUCCUCCUUCUCAGACCCUUCCAAACCGAUUCCCGCCCAUCCUCUGAGGCAUCGGUCAAUGGACCUUUCCAAUAGUAACACUUACAGUAGCACUGGUUAUAGUAACAAUAAUUACAGUAACAAUAGCUUGGGGGGAAAUGCGGGAAGUGGGGGAUUGGGCGUGGGAGGGUUGGGGCGUGGGGGAGCAGCGCGAGGGCAGGGCAGCGGGAGGGAAAGGGGCGCGCAGUCUCCCCUUGGGCAAAUUCGUGAGCAUGGGGAUGAUAACGAGGAGGAUAUUAACGAGAAUUUCUUGCAGCAACACCAGGAUGGCUAUUCCAAGAAGUACGGAAGUGGGAAUGAUCCUUCAGGCCAAGCAUCCGCCCUCCUUUCCCCCCUGCACGGCGGAAGCCUUGGGGGCGGAUUCUCUGGGGGAGGCGGAAGGGGAGGCGGAGGCGGAGGGGGUCGAGGCGCAGGGGGAGGGGGCGGGGGGCAGGGUCACAGGCGCAGUCACAGUUUGCAGGGGCCUGGGGGAGGGGGCUGGGGGUUUUCCGGAGGGGGGAGCGGGGAAGGGUGGGCGGGGGGAAACUAUCAGGCGGAGCAGGCGCAGGGGCAGGCGCAAGGGCAGGGGCAGGGGCAGGGGCAGGGGGGGCGGAUGCGGAGACCUAGCACGGGGCAGAUGGGGAGAGGCGGGGGCGUGGGGGAAACAGGCGGGGUGGGAGGAGGGGGAAGAGGCGGAGGCAGGGGAUGGGUUGGGGGAAGAGGCAGAGGAGCGGAGGAAUUUGGGGGAGCUGGAGGAGGGGGGAAGGGAAACGGCAUGAUGGGAGAUGGAGUGCUGGAGGAUAGAGUGGGAGAGGAGGGAGAAGGAGAGGAGGGAGAAAGAGUGGAGGACGGAGGAGAGCAGGAGGGAGAAGGAGCGGUGGAUGGGAGAGUGCUUCCAGGCGAGGAGGGAGAUGAUGAUGACGUUCCCGUUGCUCCUAUUUCCCCUGUUCCUGUGCAAUGGGGAAAAGGAGGUGGAGCAGGGGGAGCCAUAAGGGGAGCAGGGGGAGGAAUAGGGGGAACAGGGGGGACUGCUGCUGCUGUUGAUGCUGCUGCUGGUGGUGGUUUGAGUGUGUUGGGGCGGCCGUUUGAGGAUAUAACGGAGCAGUUUUUAUUGAGUACGGAGGAGAUUGGGAGGGGGCGAUCGGGCAGCAUCAGGCAGUGUGUUCAUCGGAGGAGCAACCAAGUUUAUGCAUGCAAAACGAUUCUCAAGGGGAAAAUACAGAGCGAGGAGGAGGCAGAGGACGUGCGGAGGGAGGUGGAGGUGUUGGAAGUGGUGAGGGGGCACCCCUGCUCGGUGCAGCUGCAGGGGGUUUUUGAAGAUGCGGAGGUGAGUGCGAGGUGGGGGGCUAUGACAGAGAGGAAGGGAGGCAGCAGCAGUGGUGGGGCGGUUGGUGGGGCGGUUGGUGGGGCGGUUGGUGGGGCGGUUGGUGGGGCUACUGAGGGACUUGGACGCCCAGGGUAUCAUGCUCACUCUUAUGCUCUUCCCCCCGUUCCCUCCUCUCCUGCUGGGGGACCCACACGCCCUGGGCAUCAUGCUCACACUCUCUUACCCUUCUCUGGGGGGGACGUGUGGCAGAGGGUGCAGCAGGGAGGGCCGUACGGGGAAAGAGAGGCGGCUGCAGUGGUGGGGCGGCUGGUGGGGCUGCUGAGGGACCUUCACGCGCAGGGGAUCAUGCACCGGGAUGUGAAGCCAGAAAAUGUGCUUCUAAGGAGGGAUGAUGAUGACGUGGACAUUGCAGUUAUCGACUAUGGGGUUUCGGUGUUCUUCAAUCCAGGCGAACGCUAUUCUGAGAUCGUGGGCUCGCCAUUCUACAUCGCCCCAGAGGUUCUCCACGAAUCCUACGGUCCAGAAUCCGACAUCUGGGCGGCCGGAGUGAUCCUGUUUGUCCUUUUGUCGGGGGCGCUUCCCUUCUGGGGGGACUCUGACGAGGGAGUGUUUCGGGCGAUAUUGGAGAAGAGUGUGGAGGAGGAGGUGGAGAGAGAGGGAGUGUGGGAGGGCGUGUCUGACGAGGCUAAGGAUCUGGUGUUGCGCAUGCUGACAAAAGACCCCGCCCUCAGAAUCACAGCAGAUGAGGUCCUUGGACACCAAUGGCUGCAAGAGAAUUGA
Molecule: messenger RNA, 2931 nt
Organism: Closterium sp. Yama58-4
Lineage: Eukaryota; Viridiplantae; Streptophyta; Zygnematophyceae; Desmidiales; Closteriaceae
Source: the annotation of a GenBank genome assembly